Molecule: messenger RNA, 3885 nt
Organism: Epinephelus moara (kelp grouper)
Lineage: Eukaryota; Metazoa; Chordata; Actinopteri; Perciformes; Serranidae
Product: protein phosphatase 1 regulatory subunit 1A-like
Exons: 7
Coding region: 316-948 (210 amino acids)
Biological process (GO): intracellular signal transduction
Cellular component (GO): cytoplasm
Molecular function (GO): protein phosphatase inhibitor activity
Source: RefSeq, a predicted model, not a curated record
AGACGGAGAGGAAGGAGAGUGGAGCCGGGGUAGAGACACCAGCAGGUGCAGAAGAUAGAGACAAACAGGGUGCCAAAAAAAGCUAGAUGAUCAGGGAAAAGUGUGUUAAAGGAUAAAAGUAAAGAAUAGAAAAUAGUUAAAGAGAGACCAGAAUAUAAUCUUUUAUUUUCCUGAGCUGGAUCCCACUUAUUUUCUUUUUCAGCCAGCUUCACUGAGCUCUUACCCUCCUUUUCUUGUACGGAUUCUUCUUCCUCGGAUCGUCCCCACCUCCUCCUCCUCUUCAUCCUGUCCUCCUCUUUGACAGACAGAGCCACCAUGGACACCGGGAGCCCCAGGAAGAUACAGUUCACCGUCCCCCUACUGGACACCCACCUGGACCCAGAGGCAGCUGAACAGAUCAGAAGACGCAGACCCACACCUGCAACUUUAGUGGCAUCCAGUGAUCAAUCAUCACCUGAAAUAGAUGAAGAUCGUCUCCCAAACCAGUUGUACAAGGCAGCCUUGUUGAACUCCCCUCGACAACGACGGAAAGGGCAAAAGGGAACGCCCACGAUGAAAGAGCUGCAGUUCCUGGUAGAGCACCACCUGUACAGGCAGCAGCAGGGCGCCGGGGACGAGUGCUCCUCAGAGAGCUGCCUGUCGGACCGUCCCAGCCCCGACUCUGUUCCCACUGGGGAGGAGCUCCCACACGAUGAUGAGGCUACUGCAGAGGCCUUUGAGAAACUGCGCUGCCAAAUGGAGGAGUUCUCAAGGGAGAGCCUAGAAGCUGCUGGUGGACUCGAGUGCCCCCUCUCCAAGGAGAAGGCUGAUUGCUCCAGUGUUGCCAACGUAGCAGAUCCCUCAUCGCAACAAAACAACGCACAAGCAGACACAAAAGCAGCAGCAUCCAGCGCGAGUCAGCCGGCGGAGGAGAAGACAAAGAAAUGCAGCCUGGAGAAAGAAAAAUAAAGCGUUCUUCUUCUGUACAACACAAAGCUGCUCAGUCUGCUCAGCCAGCCCAGCACAAUGACAGAAGAUUGUGUCUGCAGAUCCACUUUUUAGAAACAUCAGGGCAUCUAUGUUCCUCUACGGUCAGGCCUUAGUUACCACCCCGAGAACAAGAACAAAGGUUUCUACACUUAUUUUGUGUCAAAAAUCCUGUGUGAAUUAUUUAAUUAUGAUAUAUUGGUUUUCUAGCUUCUCCUGCACUAAAUUAAAACUAGCCUAAUGUAUCAACCUUACGGGAAAGAGAGCGUCUUUUCCUGUUCCAGUCACACAGUCAUUAUCAUAAACCACCAACACUCACAUGCAUAAUGUCCUGCUUAAUGUUCAAAGGCAACAAAUAUUCUAUCACAAUCCUUUUAGUCAGUUUCUAUCAUUAAAUAUGUGCCAUGACUCCUGCAAUUAUUGUUCCAUCUCAAAGCAAUAAAAAUGAAUUAGUACCUCAUAAAUAACUGGGACCCAAAACAUCACUUUUAAAUUCAAAUGCAAUCCUUUAGUUAGAUAGACACUGAAUCUGAAAUGAGUGGCUCGCACAUCUGGAUUGACUGACUGAAAAUAUUCAUGUAUGUUUACAGCACUGGAUUGGACAGCUAUCCUUAUCCUCCAUCUAUCAUCUUUCCUUAGUUUUCCACCAACAGAAACGCAGCCCAGUUGCCAGUAGAAAAUAUUUGCAUUGCACACAUCUGCAAACCACAAAUAUAUUACAUUUGCACUUUUUACACAUAUACUAUACUAGCUGACUUUGUAUUCGGGAGGUGGAGGGCAUGGUGGGUGGUGUACAGAUCACUGUUCAAAACCAACAAACAACAACACUGGUUGUUUCCCAGCAGCGUUUGAGCCACAGAGCCUAUUUCACUGUCUCAUCCCUGCUUUUCCAGCAGCUUUUGUGCCACCAAAUGUGGGUGUUUUAAUCCAAAACACUAUCUUUUCCUUUUCAUAACCAAGUGGUGUGUGUACCUAAACAUCACCACACGGAAAGUUUCAAUGAACCUGCUACAAGUUAAUGUACAAAUAUAAUGUAUCGAUGGUUUGCAGAAAUAUACAAUGUGAACAUUUUUUAUGGUGAUUGCGUUGAUUAUGUUUUGGAGUUUUGUGCCGUUGGUCGGACAAAACAAGACAUUUGAAGACAUCAUUUUGAACUCUAACUUUAAAAAACUCUGAGGGGCAUUGAGGGAAAGAAUGAUUCAUCAAUUAAUCGAGAAAACAAAAACGUAAACCAAAAGGGAAAACUAUUUAUAUUUUACAGUUUUUGGUUUGAUGAUGGUUCCCCCUAUCUUUGCAUAAAUUUGUUGGAAUACUGUUCUGAUAUUCAUCCAAGUGGAUGGGGACCUUGUUUCCAUACAGCCAAUCAGAUCAUUUCAUUCCAAACUAUAUUUGCAUAAAGCACUGACCUCAGACAGCAGCCUGAGCAACAAGAGCCACAAACUUUAAACAACCCACAUUAACUUUCUCCUUCUUAUCCAACUUGCAAACACGAACGCAUGCCUUGCCCCGAACGUUCAGUUUGUUGAAUGAGUGACAGAACAAACAUCCACCGAGGGAAAGUACUCUGCUAACUUCAUUUUGCAGGCUCGACACUCAUUUAUGGAGCCCCUGAGGUCCUGGUGAUAUUAUUUAUCUUGUUCCCACAAGACAGUUAACUUUUGUAUACAAGAUAAUUAUUUUUUGGGAACAAGUUAUUAUCUUGCGCUAAUGAGAUAAUAACCUAUGCCUAUCAUAAGCACAAGAGGCUAAUUUAUGUGCACAGGAUAAGAAAAUGUCUCUGGUGAAACUUUAGGGGCUCCAUAAUGAUUAGUCACUCAGCUGCAACAGCUUGUAAACUUACCUGCAAAUAUCCGGUUAGAUGCUGGUGUAGUCCUCAGUCUUCAAUACCACUGCUAACAGCACCCAGUCUGCCCAUGACAUGUAGACUACAAUGUAAGUUUGUCACCUGCUAGCUGUCAAUCAAACAGAGACACACCCUCAGCUGCUGAGGCGAAAGUACAUCUGAUAUUUUCUUUAUUUAUUUUUAUUCAAGACCCUUAUCUUUGACAUUGUAACUAUUAACAAUACAUAAAAAACAUUAUUUUUGUCAGUUGGACUUCAAAGUGUGAAGUAAUUACUGCUAAAUCCCAAUUAAAAACAUCAGUGAUUAUCAUGUCUGGUUACAGUAAUACACUAAUAACCAGCGUUCACCAGCUUAACUGUGUGGUUGUACAUCUCUAAAAGAAGGGAUGUUAAUGAGGGGUGCAUCUGCAGAUGCAUUUACAUAUUUGGAGCUAACAAGGACAAACCCCUCUCCAGUGAACAAAUUGCACCCUUAUAUUUGACACUGGAAUGCUUUUUGGGAAUCUUAAUCCUGCUCAUGAAACACUUUCCUGCAUGGCACUGAAUCAACGGUGACUUUUCUUUACUGUGCUUCAUUUUGUACGGGAACUUACUAAAACAUUGAAUCUGACAUUUUAAAUACAGGACACAAACUGUAAUUACCGACAUUCCCUUUUUUUUGUAUGAAACAUGGACAUUAUAAAGUCAUCACCGCACUCUUAAAUGUUAUCUCAUCUGUUAACUGUAUCACUAAGUGGCAUUAUUAUGUAGAGUGUGUGACAAUCCUCCCAUAACCUUUACAUUAUACUCGACAUGCCUGAAAGAAAUAAAACUGAAACCGAAAACUAAAGCCACCCAAGUAUUGAUCACAACAACUACGACCACUAUGUUCACAAAGAACAAGAAAGACAGUAAAAACAUUCCUGUGCAAGCUUUUGAUUUUUUCUUCUGCAGUGUAUUUAUGGACCAUGUAAUGUUUGUUCUGUUUUUGAAUGGUAAUAGUGUUCUUUACAUGGAUUUAAUCUGGGGAGUUUUGUUCCAAUUUUACUUGAAUUGAUUGAUGAUUACAUAUGUAAUCUAAAUUUGUUUGAUACAAUA